Caenorhabditis angaria is the source of this 3473-nucleotide messenger RNA. NCBI's taxonomy places the organism in Eukaryota, Metazoa, Nematoda, Chromadorea, Rhabditida, Rhabditidae. The record is from the annotation of a GenBank genome assembly.
AUGAAUUCACAAAGCAACAAAAUUCGAUGUCCUUCCACUGGUUGCGAAUACUUUGGGCGAGGUGAUAAUGUUCGCCAACAUUUAAAAAAGAAACACAAGUACAAUGAAGAUCAAAUAUUGGAAUAUAACAGACAAUUACAAUCUAUGAAACGACCAAAAGGAUCUGGAAAUGUUUGGAUUUGUCCUGCUCAAAACUGCAUAGUAUCUUGUUCAAUGAAAAACGGUCUCAUCAGUCACAUCUACAGCAAACAUCCAUCAGAAAAAUCCCACUUGAUGAAGGUGAACGUUUUACAUCACAUAAUUGAAAAAAGUCUGAAUAUUUGACUGAUAUCGCACUUUAGGCAAUUUUUGAUAAUAUACAAAAUGAGUUUAAUAAAAGAGAAGGAUGGACGUUUUAUGGCCUUUUAAAUCUGAAGUUCACUUUUUUUGAACCAUACAAAAAUAUAUACACAUGCAAAAAAAUCCCACUUUUUUUCUUGCCGACUGCUUUCACAUCAGCUGUGUAGAUAAAAAAAUUCGAGUCUAAGAAUUUAAAUUUUUUUGAAAACAACAUUUUAUAAGACCGAUAGGCUGAGAAAAACGUCAUGAAUAGUGAUCUUGAGUUUUAAAAUCGAAAAAUAACACAUCUGAAUAUUUUUCAUGAAAACCUGAUUUUUUCAAAUAGUCCAAACUUCAAAAAGAGUUUGAUCUACUCAGAAAACUGUGCGGAACCUUACCAAUUCCGACCACUUCCUCUGCCUUCCCACAGGGUGUAAUUUACUACCUCAAAUCGCUUAACCUCAAAUUUUUCAUUCAUUUUUGGGUAGAUUAAAAAAAAUUAAGGUAAACAAUUCAAAAUGAAACAUUCGCAGUUUUUAAUGUGAGAAAUAGAAAAAAACCAAAAAAUUCUAGAUAAUGAAACAAGACGACAAAGAACAUGAAGAAUUGGAGGUGGUGGAACAUCAAUCUUAUACGAAUAUAAAAGUUCAAGAACCAGUCAAAUUCAGAUGUCUGGAAUCAAAAUGCUCCGUUUCCACAGCGUCGCGGGAAGAUCUUUGUAAGCAUAUGAAAUCGAAACAUAGUGACGGAACUCAAUUUGUCGUGGAAACCGAAAAUUUUGAUAGUUAUGUUCAAUUUAAGGACUGGUUUGAUCGGAAAAAAGAGGCGUCUUGUUCAACUUUUGCAAAAUGUAGAACACAUACAGAUGGGAAGUUGAAAGCAAAUUAUUGGAGGUGCUCAAAUGAAGGAGAAUAUGAAUCUAAUGCAACGAAAACAAGAGGCCAUCCUUCAAAGAAAACAACAGGAAAGGGAAAUAUUUGCACAGCUUUUGUAAAGGUAUAAUUCCACUAAAAUUAGUUAUAAAUUCAACUAAAAAUCAAAAUAUUUCACAAAUUGGAUGAAAAAAUUUAAAGAUAUUUAAAAAAUUAAAAUUUUAAGCUAAUCGAAAAUGCCGACGGAUCAUGUUCUGUAAAAGCGUGUUUUUCACACAAAGGUCAUGAAGUUGAACCAGCUCAGCAAAGAUUGACCGAUCCACAAAUCAAAUUAAUUACGGAGUGAGUUUCUUUUUGAAAUAUCACUAAAAACUACCUAUUCAUGAAACAAUUAUUAUAGCAUGAUUGAAGAUAGCUGGACAAAUGAACAAAUUAUCAAAAAACUGAUAAAGGUCUAUCCCGAAACCAACCGCCUCCAUCACGUUAUUAAUGAAGAUAUCAGGUUUGAUUUUUCAAAAAGUUCGAGCUAUAAAUCCAUAAGAAGUAUCUCAUGAAUGAAGACAGUAAGAAAAAAUAAUAUGAUUUAAAUAUUGGUUGACAGUAACAGAAUUUCAAAAAAAAAGUCAAUUUCAAUUUUUUUUUCCGGAAAUUUAUCUCGAAAUAUAUUUCUAUCCAUUUGGAUUAUUAAAGCGGUAACAAUUCUGACAGAACUAUUCGAGAUCGGUUUGGUUUGCAUGAUGGUCGCCUCCACGAGAAUGACCUUGAAUCAAUCAAAAUGCGUUACAAUGAGCAAAAUCCAAAAUAUGGACUACGAUUCCUAAGACUGCCAAUUGACAAAAAAGGAACAGGAUUUAUCUUGGGUAAUACAUACUUCAGAAAACUUUCAUCUUUAAAACUGGAAGGCUUUUUCAUGAAAAAUAAUUUUCAGUGAUAAUGUCAGAUCUUCAAAUAAUUGCGCUGAAAAAGUUUUCUCACAAAGGAGUUGUUCUUGACGAAACAUACAAUAUUUCAAGAUAUGAUGUUAGAUUGACGACUAUGCUUGUGUUGGACGAAAAUUCAAGAGGAAUACCUUGUGGUAAUAUAGAACAUUUUUUAUGUCUUCAUUUUUAGUUUUAAUCGAAUUUCUGGAACACAGAAAUACCCAGAAAAAAUUCUCAAGUUUCCACAGUAUUUUAAAAUUUCAGGCUUUCUUAUUUCUAACUGCACAUCCACUGAAGAAAUGCGAUUUUUCUUCCGAGAAGUUAAAAAAGUGUUCCCAGAAUUUUGCCCAAAAGUAAUGAUGACCGAUGAGGCUGGACAAUUCUGGAAUGCAUAUGUUUACGUGAGAAUAACUUGAUGUCCACAACUUAAUUCAAGUGAACUUUUUAUUCAGGAAUUCCCACAAAACCGAAACAUCACAAAAAAAUUAUGGUGCAGAUGGCACGUAGGCAACGCAUGGCAAAAUAUGGCUGAUAGAUUAUUAAACGUCAGUAUUACAUUUUUUAUAUUUAAAACAAAUUAAUUCCAGGAUGUCGAAAACAAAACGGUCAUGCAAAAACUGUAUGAAAUUCAGUUGACACCGUCUGAAUUCGUUUUACAAAGAGGACUCAACGAAUUGUUUCAGUAUCUGAAGAGAUUAGGAAAUUCGAAAGCUCUCCAAUUUUUAAAAUAUCUAAAGUCAAGAUAUCUCAGUGAGUUUGAUACAUUUUUACAAAAAACUGUAAAAUUAUCACUUUUAGAGUUUAGUUAUGAAAACUUAGAACAUUUUGAAUCGAAUGAGAAGAACGGGAUCAGGUCCGAUUUUUUGAGAAAAAUUCUGAUUCAGAAAUUCUGAAUAGGACCACUUUUUCUAAAAUUGGUCCGUCUUUUCGUUUUUAAUUCAGAAUUUUUCUCAGGAAAUCAGUCCUGGUCCCAUUCCCACAAAAAAUUUCCAUAUAUUUUAGAAUUGGAAAAUUAAACCAAACAGAAAACAUUUCAAAGAAGUAACAAGAACAGUCAUAAAACUUCAUUGAAAACUCACAUGAAUCAAAAAUCGGGUUCGUAAAUUUGCACACUAGGAAAUACUUAUUAUGCCGCUGUUCCAAAAAAAUUGUCAUAGUCCGAAAAAAUUUCACGUUCGACGUAUUAAAUUUUCAGAAACGAAUAAAUAUUCAUUUACAAUUAGAAAAGCAAAAAAUCGAGACAAUUAUUUUUUAUUCAGAAACUGUGAAGGUUUGGGCGACUUGUUAUCGAGAUAAUAGUAUUGUGCAAACAAGUAUGACAGCUGAAUCAUGGCAUGCGUAUCUCAAGGCAAGUUGGACUUAA